This is a messenger RNA of Ochotona curzoniae (black-lipped pika), 2874 nucleotides long. It is a transcript of the gene TFCP2, whose product is annotated as transcription factor CP2. The record is from RefSeq and is a predicted model, not a curated record. Gene Ontology annotation, cellular component: nucleus. Gene Ontology annotation, biological process: positive regulation of transcription by RNA polymerase II. Lineage: Eukaryota; Metazoa; Chordata; Mammalia; Lagomorpha; Ochotonidae. The transcript is spliced from 15 exons. Bases 147 to 1643 code for a protein of 498 amino acids. Gene Ontology annotation, molecular function: RNA polymerase II cis-regulatory region sequence-specific DNA binding; DNA-binding transcription activator activity, RNA polymerase II-specific.
GCUGGGCUGAGGGGGCAGCCACGAGCGUGUCAGGUGGGCUCGGGGUGGCCGGGCGGCGCUCGCUGCCGAGUUUUCUGCCGAGGAGAACCACGCGCCGCGCCUUUGUACCCACGAGAAGUGUCUCCUGAGGCACGGGAAGAGCCAGGAUGGCCUGGGCGCUGAAGCUGCCCCUGGCGGAUGAAGUGAUCGAAUCCGGACUGGUGCAGGACUUUGAUGCCAGCCUGUCCGGGAUCGGCCAGGAAUUGGGCGCUGGAGCCUACAGCAUGAGUGAUGUCCUCGCAUUGCCCAUUUUUAAACAAGAAGAGUCAAGUUUGCCUCCUGAUAAUGAGAAUAAAAUCCUGCCUUUUCAGUACGUGCUCUGUGCUGCCACCUCUCCUGCGGUGAAGCUCCAUGAUGAAACCCUGACGUAUCUCAAUCAAGGACAGUCUUAUGAAAUCCGAAUGCUAGACAAUAGGAAACUUGGAGAACUUCCAGAAAUUAAUGGCAAAUUGGUUAAGAGCAUAUUCCGUGUCGUGUUCCAUGACAGAAGGCUGCAGUACACCGAGCACCAGCAGCUGGAGGGCUGGCGGUGGAACCGACCUGGAGACAGAAUUCUCGACAUAGAUAUCCCAAUGUCUGUGGGGAUAAUCGAUCCUAGGGCCAAUCCCAACCAGCUAAAUACAGUCGAAUUCCUGUGGGAUCCUGCAAAGAGGACGUCCGUGUUUAUUCAGGUGCACUGCAUCAGCACGGAGUUCACCAUGCGGAAACACGGCGGGGAAAAGGGCGUGCCCUUCCGCGUCCAGAUCGACACCUUCAAGGAGAACGAGAACGGGGAGUACACGGAGCACUUGCACUCAGCCAGCUGCCAGAUCAAAGUCUUCAAGCCCAAAGGAGCAGACAGAAAGCAAAAAACAGAUAGAGAAAAAAUGGAGAAACGGACACCCCAUGAGAAGGAGAAAUACCAGCCUUCCUACGAGACCACCAUCCUCACGGAGUGUUCUCCGUGGCCCGAGAUCACGUACGUCAAUAACUCCCCGUCCCCUGGCUUCAACAGCUCCCACAGCAGCUUUUCUCUUGGGGAAGGAAAUGGUUCCCCAAACCACCAGCCAGAACCACCGCCCCCAGUGACAGAUAACCUCUUGCCAACAACCACACCUCAGGAAGCUCAGCAGUGGUUGCAUCGAAAUCGUUUUUCUACAUUCUCCAGGCUUUUCACAAACUUCUCAGGGGCAGAUUUACUGAAACUAACUAGAGAUGAUGUGAUUCAAAUUUGUGGCCCUGCAGAUGGAAUCAGACUUUUUAAUGCAUUAAAAGGCCGGAUGGUACGUCCAAGGUUAACCAUCUAUGUGUGUCAGGAGUCGCUGCAGUUGAGGGAGCAGCAGCAACAGCAGCAGAAGCACGAGGAUGCAGACUCCAACGGCACCUUCUUCGUGUAUCAUGCCAUCUACCUGGAAGAACUGACAGCUGUUGAAUUGACAGAGAAAAUUGCUCAACUUUUCAGCAUUUCCCCACGCCAGAUCAGCCAGAUUUACAAGCAGGGGCCGACAGGAAUCCACGUGCUCAUCAGUGACGAGAUGAUACAGAACUUUCAGGAAGAAGCCUGUUUUAUCCUGGACACAAUGAAAGCAGAAACCAGUGAUAGCUAUCACAUCAUACUGAAGUAGGGGCCGUUCUCUGCCCAGUGACUGCUGCUCUCUUCACCUCCUGAGAACUGCCCUCUGAGAGAUGGGUGUGAGCGGAACUCUGCAGGAAGCUCACCCACCUGUGUAUGGAAGCCUCGUGCCACCGAGGCAGCGCCCUUGCCCUCGGUGUGGGCCGAGCCUUUGUGGUACACACACAUCACUGCCCAGCAGACUGCUGCUGCUCCCAGUUACGGUUUCUGGACCUGUGGUUGAGUGUCAGUAGAAACUCCACAUCAUUUCAGGUGUAUGUAGGACAUCAUGCCGAUGAGGGAACGAUGUUACACGUUGUGAUUGAAGCCAUGCAGUUUUUACCCAAUAUCAACAUGACCACCUGUGUUGCUAAGAGUAGCCCUAAGUCUCCUCUGCCUCGAACAAACUAGCAUCUCUGUUUUCUGGCCACAGUUGGGCUUUGAGAACUUCAUCAAUGAUGAGCAAAAACAGAUCAUUUUUCUUUCGAUUUCCCUUUAGUAUUAUAACUAAUACUAAUUUUAGCUAAGAGCCAGAAAGUGAAAUUGUUUAAAUGGGUUGUCUUGGUUAGUCCUUUCCGUAAGCCCCUAUGUAUACUGUCCCCUUACGUAACUGAAGGUGAGGCGAUGGAGAUACAUAGUGGCCUCGCAGCAUGCUGUAGCACAGGCAGCUGCCAGGGAGUGAUGCUGAAAUCCACACCCAGGCUGACUGGCCUUGUCACCAUCCAGCGCCAACAAGGCCACCCUUCAUGGCUGUGCUCACCGAGGCUUCCUCCUGUGCCUCUUCCGAAGAAUACGAGGCAACACGGCACGGGAAGUGCGCGGUUAGCCGCCGGAGACAGAGCACGCCUGAGCUGGCCGCGCACAUCGCCAGGUGCAGCAUCGUGAAGACGCGGAUGCUUUUUAAGUGUCCUCUCUUGCCACAAUCAUGGAUUUGGAGGGGUGGAAAAUUUGGGAUUAUGUGUAAAGCCCAAAUUCACUCUUCUUGAAUGAUAGUCUCAAAACGAUGUAUUAUUGAAUCAGGCUAAUCCCUUGGUUUUUUUUUUUUUUCCUCUCCUCAGAAUCCUCUCUUGGCUUAGGAUGCUCUUUCAUUCCUGUAGUGUUGUUUUAUUUAAGCGUUAUAACAUUUAUCACCAUGCCAUUCGCAUUCUCACCAUGGGCUUUUGUUCUUCCCUAGAAUGAUUGUAUGUGCGCUGUGUAGGUGUGUGUGUGUGUGUAUAACUGUGUAGCCAGGAAUCUUCUGUUUU